AUGAAACCUAUAUAUUCGAUAGGAUUGGCAUCCAUAGCGGCAGCCGCUAGUGUGAUGAGCAAAGAAAAUUAUGAUACAGCUAAUGGAUUGGAGAAAAUAGAGGUACGGGCUGAUCACAUGGAACAUAUGGAACAUAUGGGCCAUGUAGAACACACGAAAAGCAAGAGCGAAUGGACAGAGACGACUCAAAGCAGCACUGGGGAGGUUGUGGCAACACCUCACGUAGAGCAUCAUCAUCACGGGAUGCCAAUUUUGCAGACAGAGCUUUUGCCGGAGGAGAGAAAAUUUUGGGAAAACUACAAUACCACGACGUAUUUCACGGUGGAAUCGGAACAUAGGGCGGCGUUGUACUGGCACAUUGGCUUGACACUCAUGUCUUUUGUAUUUUUGUACCCAAUUUGUCUUGUGUUGAAUAAUGUGGGAUCGAAUUGGUACUACGCUUUAUUAUUUGUGCACUCGACAUCGGUAUUGGUUGGGUUGAUCAGCUUAUCGGUGUUUGUGAAGUCAAUUCCGGACUUGUACCCUAAUAAUGCCUAUAAUAAGAUGAGUGUGAUUUUGGGGAUUUCCACCAUCGUGCAUGUCAUAUUUGCAGUCUUCAACUUUGGAUACAAGGCAGCAACUAGUAAAGAUGCUGUUUCCGCUGAUUACUUCACUGUGUCCGAUGAAGAGAGCCAAGAGUCAUGUACAUCGCCUUCGGCCACUUUAUACGAUACUCCGAGAGAUAAUUCCAAUUCGAUCGAAAGAAAUGAUUCGAUGGACUUUAACUUGAAGACGUCUCUCGAUUCAAUGUUUCCGGCUAAAAAAGGUGGCAGCAGAUUAUUGAAGAAGGUAACUCGCAUGCCUGUGGUUAGUACUAUGGUUAACUUUUUUGGCAAAUUUUCCGUGUAUAUUUUCAAUUUGUUGAAUUGGUGUCAUUUCUUCUACUUUUUGGUUUACUUACCAACCGCUAUUGCCACCUUUGGCUGCUUCGGCCAGGGAAGUUAUGUUUUUAAUUUGUUGGCCCAUUUCAUCAAGGGUGGUGUCUUCUUCAGCUUAGGACUCUUGUACUUGGCUAGAUACUGUGGCGCAUUCACAAACAAGGGCUGGGCUUGGAACCAUAAGUUUAUCAAGAACUACGAAUUGAAACUCAGUCGCUGGAAUAGAAUCCAGAGUAAAGGUUUAUGUACGAUGGAAAUGAUUGAAUCUUCUUUAAUCUUGUUUUACGGAUGCACUAACGUUUUUAUGGAACACUUAGCCAAUCCUGGUGGUGAAUGGACUGCUAAAGAUUUGCAGCAUGCAUCGAUUGCAUUCAUUUAUAUUGGAUGUGGUUUGUGUGGGGUCUUGACUGAAUUCAAGUUGGCUAACUGGAGGUUCGAAAAAUCAAUCCAUAACUUCGAAAGCUUCAAUGACCAAUCUUUCUCAUCAAAAAUUGUGAAGGCUGCUCCAGGAUUUUCUCCAAACCCAUUCCCAAUUUUGACUAUCUACUGGACUGGUGUUUUGAUGUCACAGCACGCCCAAGCUUCUAUGUUAUCUACGGACAUUCACAAACAAUGGGGGAAUUUGUUUGUGUUAGGUACUGUUUUCAGAUUCAUUACUUAUUUAUUACUAUUGAUCUUACCAGCUAAUAAGGAGUUAACUAAACCACUCAGACCUAUCAGUGAGUUGUUAGUAUGCUUUUCAUUAUUAUGCGGUGGUUUGAUCUUCAUGGAAUCUUGUGAUCCAAUAGUUUACGCGUUUGAAUAUAGAGGAUUUACCUCUAUGUUCACACUUAACAUUUCCUUAGGUUUCAUCACCUUAUUAAUGAGUUGGGAAAUGAGUGUUUUCGCAUUUAAAGAUUGGCUACUUAAAAGAGCCUAA
Messenger RNA from Debaryomyces fabryi, 1836 nucleotides. RefSeq lists its product as uncharacterized. The transcript has a single exon. Lineage: Eukaryota; Fungi; Ascomycota; Pichiomycetes; Serinales; Debaryomycetaceae. The coding region runs from base 1 to 1836 and encodes 611 amino acids. The record is from RefSeq and is a predicted model, not a curated record.